Messenger RNA from Plutella xylostella (diamondback moth), 2176 nucleotides. RefSeq lists its product as uncharacterized. Gene Ontology annotation, molecular function: metal ion binding; RNA binding. The record is from RefSeq and is a predicted model, not a curated record. Gene Ontology annotation, biological process: regulation of RNA splicing. NCBI's taxonomy places the organism in Eukaryota, Metazoa, Arthropoda, Insecta, Lepidoptera, Plutellidae.
GUAUUCGUAGUCUGUGAGUGUUUUGCAUUUUUGUCGAAAAUGUAAUUUUAUUUUUUGUUACUUCUUUUUGUAGAUAAAUUAUAUUAUAAAAAAAGUGUUAGAGUUCUCCUCGAGAUGAUCGUUACUAAUAAUAUUUAAUUUAUGUUUCCUUAUUUAACUUUAUAGUUUAUUUCAUUAAUUUGCUGUAAAUGUCGGUCAACGGUUUUGAUUUCGGUAUAAUUUAUUUUAGUUUGGGUUUAAUUUCUUUCAUUUGGAUUUCAUUUAUCUUGCGUUCUCUAUACCAUUCGUUAGUGUUGUUUCGCAAAGGUCCCAGUAAAUGCAGGAUUCAGAUCUGGAUCAAGGCAGACGGGUUGGAGUUGAUGAAAAAUACAUUCACUUCCGACCUUCACCUAAUUUCAAGAAAAUGAAAAAGUUCUUGAAGUCAAAAAUAGACGAGAACAGUGUUCAGGCGGGGGAGUGUCCCUGUGCGGCUACGGAGGGCAUGGAGGGGGCCGGGGGGGGCGCGCCGCCGCCGCCGCUGCCGCUGGGCCCGCCGCCGCCGGACAGCCCCGGCCACGAGCCCGCCGCCGACACCCACGACGAGUUCAAUGAGGAAACACUCAAGAAUAUUAAGAAGGAGAAGGAUGAUGGAGACAAGCCGGUGAAGACAGGCGACGUGUGCCGAGACUUCAUCCGGGGCAACUGCACACGCGGCGCCGGCACGUGCCGCUUCGCGCACAAGCACGACCUGGCCCUGCUCAAGGAGGUCUACACCUUCUGCCACAACUACCAGAACUCCACGUGCAAGUACAAGAACUGCAAGUACGUGCACGCCAACAUCUUCGAGCAAGCGGAGUUUUAUAGAACCGGUGUGUUGCCGCCGCAUGCCACGGCGCAUGUGAAGAACAAUGCGGCGUGUAAGGCGGCCGGGGGGUCGGCGGGCUCGCCCCCCGCGCCCCCCGCGGCCCCCGCGCCCCGCCCCGCCGUCAAGCUGAUGCCGCCGCCGCCGCCGCCGCCUCCGCCGCAGAAUAAGCGCCCGGACGAGCCAGCGCCGCUGCCGGCGCCCGCAGUGAACCUGGCCAACCCGCCUCCGAUAGUGCCGAUAUCUAUGGGGCUGGUGAAGCAGGGCACGCCGCCGCCGCCGCCCGGCUCCGCGGGCGCGCCCCCCGCCAAGCCCGGCCUCGGGGACCACGCGGCGCUCAUCAACAAGUUUAACGUGGCCUCGUUGAACCUGGACAAUGGAGUCAAAGCCUCUUCGUGUUCAAACUGCGAUGUGUUGAAAAAUAGGUUGCUGCACACGCAGAGUAAGGCAGAGACUAUUAACAAUAGCAUCAAGGACAUGAACCAGAAGCUGGAAGAUCUAGAGAAGAAGGAAAAGCGGCUGAACGCCGUGUUAAUAUUCCUACUGAACCAACAAAGCGCGCCGACAGGCCGGCGACCGCAAAUAGGAAAUGAAUAGUUAAUAAUUAGGUUAAGUUAUUCACAUUUAUGAGCAAGACAAUGCAUUUUUCGCCGUUACCAUGUCAACAUAAAAUAUUUAGUGCCAAUUUCUCAUUUGUCGGUUAUCUAACCGAGAGGGAUUGAUUUAUAAAUUUAACGUCAUCUCCAUAUAAAAUUCAUGACAUAUGUGUCAAAAGUUAACCACUACUCCCUGGUUAUGCUCUAACCGAGAAUGGAGAAAUUGGCACUUAAUAUUAAUUAUGUCAGAGUUCCCCCUAUGGGAACCAUUUCCUCUUAAGAUGUUUUUUUUAAUUGUAAGGUAAAGCCACAAUGGGACGGGACAUGCUGCUGAUAUAAACAUUAUAUUUUAUUUGUGACAGAUGCAUUGUAAUCAUAAACUGUAAACUGGAAAUGUGUGUUGCAAUCUUUGUAUAAUGUGUAGUAUGCUUCGAAACGUAUAUUUAGUACGUAGGUUAGGUAUAUCUAAUAUCUCAAUCACAUAAUAAUAAUGUAACGAUAAUCAAGUUACAUAAAUAAAUAUCUUAAGUAAAUAAAUAUAUAUUUAAGUCGACACAGUGCUAACAAAGCCCGUGUGGCAUAGCUCUAACGUAAGUUUAGACAAGUAGAAAACUUAAGGCCGAUUUUUCAAUAGUCAGAUAAACGUUAUCUGACGAAUAAAAAUUGUUGCUGUCACUGUCUACAGCUGCGUACAGACCGGCCCAACGAACGGCCAACGAACGCCCAACGAUGGAUAUUU